Molecule: messenger RNA, 815 nt
Organism: Aspergillus heteromorphus CBS 117.55
Lineage: Eukaryota; Fungi; Ascomycota; Eurotiomycetes; Eurotiales; Aspergillaceae
Exons: 4
Coding region: 92-676 (194 amino acids)
Source: RefSeq, a predicted model, not a curated record
CUUCUCUCUUCAGCACUCCUCAGCCCUCUCAGCCCUUCACUUUCAAGCCCAAGCCUCGUCGCUUCCAAUCUUCAAUCAACCAACCAUCAAGAUGAAGGUCUCCGCUGUUUUCUCCCUCCUCGCCGUCGCUGGCCUCGUUGCUGCUGCCCCCGCCACUGGGGACCGCAAGAUCGCUCGCAGCUACGGUGACGAGGCUCCCGCCUACCCCCAGGGCGAAUACCCCCAGGGUGGCUACCCUCAGGGCGGAUACCCUCAGGGCGAGUACCCCUCCCGCGGUGAGGGCCGCGAGGGCUCUGGCAGACACGGUGGUGCCAAGAACGCCCCCACCAUCGAAGUCUCCGGCGACCACUACGCCCAGACCCAGAACAUCGAGCGUCGUGGCUGGGGCGUCGGAAACAACGUGAUCGAGACCACCACCGGACAAUCCUGGGGCAGCUCCGAGAAGCCCCACGAGAGCUCGAACUCCUGGGGCGGUUCCGACAAGGAGCACCAGAACUCCGGAGCGGAGGGCCACAAGGCCGGUGGCCAGGAGUCCCAGAACUACUCUUCCGGCAAGGAGGAUGACACCAAGUACGACCACGACGUCAAGGAGUGGCAGAGCGGCUCCAGCCAGAAGAGCGGUGGCGACGAGGAGUUCAAGAACGGCCAGGCUUCGGACAGCGAGCACACUCACUAAACGUGAGGGUCUUGUCUGACCUGGUUAGUUACCUUGGUGCCCGUGCUGUUGAUUGAUCUUGAUCCUGGUCUUUUCUGCGGCUUCCCUGGACUUGUCUAUAGCUUCAGCGUCAUUCUUUGUCAUAUAGCCCUAAUCAUCA